Nylanderia fulva is the source of this 3766-nucleotide messenger RNA. RefSeq names its product topoisomerase 3-alpha (gene Top3alpha). Gene Ontology annotation, molecular function: DNA topoisomerase type I (single strand cut, ATP-independent) activity; zinc ion binding; DNA binding. The record is from RefSeq and is a predicted model, not a curated record. NCBI's taxonomy places the organism in Eukaryota, Metazoa, Arthropoda, Insecta, Hymenoptera, Formicidae. Gene Ontology annotation, cellular component: chromosome; nucleus; RecQ family helicase-topoisomerase III complex. Gene Ontology annotation, biological process: DNA repair; DNA topological change; DNA recombination.
UAUUACCAAAUAUUUUCUAGAAAAAUAAACUAAUUUUGGAGGUGAAUUUAUUUCGAAUUUAUUUCUAAUCUGUCAUCGAGAAGAAUAAGCGAUUCAAGUAUAAACAAAAGCGUGAUAAAAUAACGAAAUAAACAUUUAUUUUCUUCGGAUGAUAUAUAUUUAUUCCGAUGUCAUAAUUAAUUAAGAAAAUUGGUUACUGAUGUUGUUUAUAUACGUGUUCCAAAUUAUUGAACAUUAACUAGUUUACUUGUCGACUGAAAAUUAUCGACAAUGUCGAAAGUUAUGGUAUGGCUUUACUUAAAUUGCGUAGUAUCGUAUUAAAUUGUUCAAUAUUGUCUAAUCAGACACUUAAAAGCACAACUGACUACUUGUUCAAAUUUCCAAAUGCUUAUUCGAUAAGCCGAUACUGUUCAAAGUGUAACAUGAAAGUUCUUAAUGUUGCUGAAAAGCACGAUGCUGCUAAAAAUAUUGCUGCUUAUUUGUCACGUGGCACAAGUAAGAAGAGGGAAGGCUUUUCUGUUUAUAACAAAAUCUUUGAAUUUAAUAUACAAUUAUGGGGCCAAAAUUGUCAAAUGGUGAUGACAUCUGUAUCUGGCCAUUUAUUAGGCUACGAGUUUACAGGAGCGUAUCGUAAAUGGCAGGGCUGUCAUCCACUAAGCUUAUUUGAUGCUCCAGUAUCCAAACAGUGUUCGGAAGAAAAUUAUAUAAAGAUUAAGAGAACUCUGGAGCGAGAAAUACAGUCAUGUAAUGCAUUGAUUAUUUGGACAGAUUGUGAUAGAGAAGGAGAAAAUAUAGGUUUUGAGAUUAUACAAGUUUGUCAAGCAAUCAAAUCAAAUAUUCGUAUAUACAGGGCAAAAUUCUCUGAAAUUACAAGACAGUCUAUCGAAAGAGCUCUAACUACUUUAGGAGAACCAGAUAAGGCAACGAGCGAUGCUGUAGACGUAAGAAGCGAAUUAGAUUUAAGAAUUGGUGCUGCGUUCACGAGAUUUCAGACCUUAAGAUUACAAAGAGUAUUUCCUAAUACUCUCAGAGAUAUGCUUAUCAGUUAUGGAAGUUGUCAGUUUCCGACUCUUGGAUUUGUAGUCGAAAGAUUUCUAGCUAUUGAUCAAUUCAAGUCUGAGCCAUAUUGGAAAUUAAAAGUAACAGACGAUCGCGAUGGAAUAUUGGUAGAAUUCAGAUGGGCCAGAGUAAGAUUGUUCGAAAAGAUGCCUUGCCAGAUAUUUUUAGAUAUGUGUUUGGAACGGCCGGAUGCUACAGUGGAAAAAGUAACAUGCAAACCAAAAAGCAAAUGGAGACCUCUACCCCUGGAUACUAUUGAACUAGAAAAGCAAGGUUCCCGUAAAUUGCGCUUAAACGCGAAGGAGACAAUGAGAAUAGCAGAAAGAUUGUACACCCAAGGUCUCAUUAGUUACCCGCGCACUGAAACUAAUAUAUUUCCAAAAGAAUUGAAUUUAGCACCAUUGGUAGAACAACAAGUAAAUCAUCAAGUAUGGGGUGACUUUGCACGAGGUUUACUGGAAUCUGGAAUAACUCCCAGGCAAGGAAAGAAGUCUGAUCAAGCGCAUCCUCCUAUUCAUCCCACAAAAUAUACUGACAGUUUGCAAGGAAACGAAGCAAGAGUUUACGAAUUUGUAGUUCGACAUUUUCUAGCUUGUCUGUCAAAGAAUGCGGAAGGUCGUGAAACCACGGUGGAAAUUGAUAUAGCAAAAGAGAAAUUUAUAGCUAACGGUCUCGAAAUCAUAGCAAGGAAUUAUCUUGAUGUGUAUAUAUACGAUAAAUGGAACAAUAAGCAGAUUCAUUCUUAUGAGCAGAGGCAAGUUUUUAGACCGACCAGCAUAGACAUGGUGGAAGAGAAAACUUCACCGCCGAGUUUGCUGACUGAAGCAGAAUUGAUCGCGCUAAUGGACAAACACGGCAUUGGUACAGAUGCUACUCACGCCGAACACAUCGACACUAUUAAAUCCAGACAAUAUGUAGGUUUAACAGAUACUCAACAUUUCAUGCCGGGCAAGUUGGGAAUUGGUUUGGUCAUGGGAUACGACAAUAUGGGAUUCCAAAUGUCUAAACCGCAUUUACGUGCGGAUCUGGAAAAAGAUUUAAAAUUGAUAUGCCAGCGUCAGAAAGAUCCGGAUGAAGUGUUACGAAAUCAAAUCGACACUUAUCGCGAAGUGUUCAAAGUGGCAAUGGAACGCGCUAAUCUGAUAGAUGAAGCUUUAGCACAACAUCUUGAUGAGAGACCUACUGAAACCGAGCAAGUACAGUUUUCUUCGGUCGCAAACAUCACUAUUUUCAAAUGUCCAAAAUGUGGCUCUGAUAUGGUUUUGAAAGAAAGAAAGCAAGGCAAAGGAAAAUAUAUUAGUUGCAUGGGAUAUCCAACAUGUGUUAAUGUCAUCUGGUUCCCAGAAUCUGUAAAAGACAUAGAGAUUUUGAAUGAAACAUGCAAUCAGUGCACGGAAAAUAUUCACAAAUUGAAAUUCCAAUUAGUUAGGAAUGUGAUACCUUUGUAUGGUACUUCGCAUACAACUUGUAUAGGCUGUGAUACCGCAUUUAAUGAAAUAUUAAACAUAAAGCAGGAUUGUAUUAGGCAAACUGAAAGAGCAAAUACUAUUAAUAAUGAUAGGAGAAAUACAUCGAGUUUUACUUCUACUUCAAGUACAUCCCAAUCACAUACAUCUCAACGACAACAAUCGGUUUCUAAUAAUAUAAGAUCUGGUCAAAGUAACACUAUGAACUCAAUUGCAAGUUUUGGCACAUCUGGAGGACAUGCACAAAGUCAUAACUUUAGCGUCCCUCGACCAAAUAGGUCGAAUACCGUUCGUGAAAGUACAACAGUAUCAAAUAAUAGAGAAAGUACUACUUCGUGGAUUAAUACUAAUAAUUUAUCGGAUCAGUCUGCACCUAGAAAGCCUCGCAAUGUAGGCAAUAAAACUAGUGUAUGGGGUAAUAUUGAUAAUGAUGCAGAGAUUAUGUGCAACUGUCACGAGAUAGCAAUUCAGUUAACAGUAAGAAAAGAGGGACCAAAUAAAGGACGUUUGUUUUACAAAUGCGGUAAACCGCAAGGUAGCGGCUGCAAUUUUUUCUUGUGGGCAUCCGACAGCGCCGAAUCACGAGAUAACGCAGAGAAUGAACAUUCGAGUCGAGCAUCUAAUCUAAAUAGAAAUGAUGUUAAUGCUGGUCAUGCUUCUCGCGUUACCUCGAACGAUGAUUGGGGAAGUUCAUCGAUGAACGACACGAUUAUGUGUCAGUGUAAUCAACCUGCUCGAAAACUAACGGUUCAAAAAGACGGCCCCAAUAAGGGACGACAAUUUUACGGGUGUCCAAAAGGUAUGAACUCCACUUGUAAGUUUUUCAAGUGGGCAGACGAGAACGAUAUCGACAAUCGUGGAAAUACAGAUUGGAACAAUUUCAAUGUAAAUAGGGAAUCAAAUCAAACUCGUAACAGAGCCCCUGAAAGGGGUAGUGCUCCUAAAAGGCCUAGACUUGCUGGCACCAAGAGAAAGUGCAGCAAUUGUGGAAUAGAAGGACAUACAAAAAACAGAUGUCCGGAAAAAUAAGCGAAUUUUUUCAAUAUAAUAAUAUUGUAAAUGUACAAUUGUACAGUGCAUAUAAUGUACAGUUAAUAAUGCGACUAAAAUUGUAAAAAGUUCAAGUACGACAAAGCAGUGUCAAACACGACUUUCUCUAAGACUUGAAAUUUGUGUUCUUUUAAAUUGAUUUAUUUUUGACUUUUUAAGCGAGAACUUAAAUUAAAUGAUGUAUAUUUGUA